Messenger RNA from Thecamonas trahens ATCC 50062, 4238 nucleotides. RefSeq lists its product as uncharacterized. Gene Ontology annotation, biological process: calcineurin-mediated signaling. The transcript has 2 exons. Gene Ontology annotation, cellular component: calcineurin complex; cytoplasm. NCBI's taxonomy places the organism in Eukaryota, Apusomonadida, Apusomonadidae. Bases 82 to 4215 code for a protein of 1377 amino acids. Gene Ontology annotation, molecular function: calcium ion binding; calmodulin-dependent protein phosphatase activity; calmodulin binding. The record is from RefSeq and is a predicted model, not a curated record.
UGUGACGCAGGAGGUGGGUCUUUCCCCAGGGUCGCAGACAUCGGCAGUCCAAGGGCGCCCGUGGUCAGCUCGGCCACCAUUAUGUCGAAGGAUGGAGCGAGCUCGAGCGGCAGUGUAGUCAAGGGCGAUGGAACCGGUAGUGCUGGGCUUGGGGGUGAUGCUAGUGGUGGCUCGGGUACAAGCACGAGCUCGCAUGUUCCACUGCUGCGGCGGGCGGUGCGCAAGUCGGUGGUGGCGUCGAGGCUGAAGAGUGUGCUCGCGGCGGCCAAGUCGUCUGCGGCCGACGGCGGCGAGCCGGGCACCGAGGCUGAGUCAGCGGACCCGCCGCGGAGUGCGAAAAAGUCUGCGGCGGCUCGGUUUGCAGCGAUUGCGCGCAAGGCGAGGGCGAGCGCCGGCGGGGCGGCGGGGCCUGCGGUCAAGGUCCGGGCAGCGGUGGAGGCGUUCUCGGCGGUUGUGCGCCGCAAUCGCGAUGUGGCUGAUCACAGUGACACCGAGCCAAAAGCUGAAGCAGGGUCGUCGUCGCCAGCUGGCCAGGAAGCCUUGGUUGUUGAAGUCGCCGAGACAGGCGAGCGGCCGGGUGCUACGCGGCCACCGAUGCUGGUCAUUCCCGAGGGCGGAAAUGACGAGCUGGUGCAGGAGGCGUCGGAGGCAAUUGAGCUGCUCAAGCAAGACCCGCCGAUCCAAAAGGCCGGGUACGGCGGCGAGUCUGGAUGGGACUUUCCCGAGUUUGACAAGGAUGCAGUGGUGGCGUCACUUGGGCUGACGGACGAGCGGCUAUGUGACUACCGCGAGGCAUUUGAAGAGGCUGAUCUUGACGGCAACGGGUACCUCUCGCUCCACGAGUUCAAGUCGUGCACGUACAUUCUCGGGCACGCGCGGUCGCCGGCGUUUGUGCAGCGAGUGCUGCGGCAGUUUGGGCUUGCGGACCUGUUUCGAUACCUCUCAUACGUGGAGGCGUUCAAAAUGCUGCAGGCCGACGACGAGAACUACAUCCGCGAACGUGCGCUGGCGGGUCAGAUGCUGGAGAUCGGAUACCGCGAGCCGCCGCUGGCGUCCAAGGAGCACUUUGGCAUGUUUGACAUGUACCGGGCAGGGGUGCUGGGCAUUCCACGGCAAAAACUGGCGACGACCAAGGUGAAACGGCGACGGCGGAUCAUGAAGAAGCUGAAGAGUUACAAGCCGCGCAACAAGAUGAAGCGCGGUGAGUUCCUGGCGGCGCUUGGGUACACCGGCAAGACGUACGAGGAUGUGACUGUGGCGACAUGGCACUCGCUGUACGCACAAAGUGUGCCGGAGCUCACGCCGAAGAGCGUGGACCUCAAUCACACCAUGUCUGCGCUCAAGCGCAACUCGACGCUCACAGGAUCGUCGUGUUCGCUAAUUGAUUACGCUGGGACGCCACGGGCCGCCGAUUUGCCGCCGAUCCUGGCGCGCGAAGUCGGGCUCGCGACCGACACUCCCGAGUUUGACGUUGUCAUUGUGGUGACAGCAGUGGCGUUCUACCUCGGGUUUGAGGUGCGUGUGACGACAACGCCGCGGUCGACGGUGUCGGACUUGCGCGAGCUCAUUGGGGCACAGACUGGGCAUGCGCCGGAGCUGCAUCGGCUCUAUCACGAGGGUUUCCAUCUCCACGACUCGACGCGGAGUCUCGCGUCGUACAACAUUGGCGACGGCUCGCGAGUCUCUGUGGUCACGCUCCCGCUGACGCACCUGCUCGAGUCGGACAAGGUGUUUGACGGCGACGGAGCGCCUAACUUGCCGAACAUCUACGAGCACUUUCGGUGGGAGGGACUGCUGCGUGUGGCGGACGCGCUGCGGAUCAUCACAUCGGUGCAAGAGGUGCUUGCCCGCGAGCCAAACAUGGUCCACGUCUAUGAGCCGGUCAACGUGGUCGGCGAUCUGCACGGACAGUUCUACGACCUCGAGACGAUUUUCGAGGCGGGCGGGGACCACUUUGAGGGCGGCGUCAACUGGCUCUUCCUCGGUGACUACGUGGACCGCGGCUACUUUUCGUGCGAGGUCAUCUUGUACAUUUUUGCGGCCAAGCUCAGGUACCCUGCGGCGAUCAGCCUCGUCCGCGGCAACCACGAGUCAUCGUCGAUGACGCGGCGGUACGGCACGAUUUCCGAGUGCCGCCACAAGUACGGCGGCGAGGACGGAUCUGACACGACGGUCUUUGACGCCCUCCUCGAGUGCUUCCAGCACCUGCCGGUGUGCGCGGUGGUGCACUCGGCCGGGCAGAGGAUGCUGGCACUGCACGGCGGCAUCUCUCAAGAAGUGAUCGACUUGGAAGAGUACCUUGCCGGCUACGACCGGGUAUGCGAGCCUGAGGGUCCGGUCAAGGGCCUACUGUGGAACGAUCCAUGGGACGACUGCUACAUCGGGGUCGAGUGCGAGCCAGCGCCGCCGCCGGGAGCGCCACCGCAGAUUGAGCUCAACGCGGCGCACACCGAGCUCGACCUGCGGCUUCACCCCGAGCCUGUGCCAGACACGCGACCGGACGAGCUCGACCACGACUCGGAUAACUACUCGUCGAGUGGCGAGAGUCACGCCGGGCUGAGCGAGAAGGCUGACGACGACGGGCGCAGAGCAGACCUGACGGUCGACUUGACGGCAAGCAGCUUGUCGCGGACAGUGCCGCCGACGCCACACCCCAACGAGACGUUUUCCGGGAGCCGGCGGCGGAUACCGUCGUCGUCGUCAUUUGCAGACUUGCUUCCGCACGAGCAGCCUGUUCCCGCUGCCGACGUAGUGGAUGUCGACACGUCGCUGGAGGCGUCGCUUGAUCUCGCGCUCGAGGAAGAGGGAUCGUGGGACGGCGUGGAGCAAGAGGAGGAUGUUGACGGCGAGGUUGAGGCCAAAGACAAAGAUGGAACUCAGAGUGUCGGCCAACUCAAGUCGAAGAAAGCCAAGAAGGGCAAGAGCAAGGACAAGGACAAGGACAGUGGCAAGGGCAAGAAGAAGAAGAAGAAGAAAAAGAAGAAGAAGAAGAAGCGCAAGUCGAAGGACAAGGCCGAGAGCGAGUCGUGUGCGUCGUCUGCGUCGUCUGCGUCGUCUGCGUCGUCUGCGCGAUCAUCGGGCGUGCCGUCGCCAUGGGUCGACGAGUCGUCGACGAGCGACGGGGCCGGGGCCGAGUAUGACGGCGGAUGGGCCGCCAGGUUGGGCUCGUCGGGCGAAGCCGAGGGCGCCGGACCGGCGGCGGCGCGGGUGGACGGUGAGGCGGGUGUGGAGGCAACGAUGGACCCCCUGCUCGCGGCGACCGACUCGGUGAUGGAGCACGAGGAAGCCGAGGUGCUGGAUCGACUGGAGCGGUCAAAGGACGACCUCGUGUUUGACCUCAACCAGGUGCGAGAGCUGUCUGCGGACGAGCUUGCGGAGCUUCCGCCGCACGAGACGCUCGACGAGGCGUCGUUUCGGCCGUCGAUGCGCGGGCGGACGUGCCGGGAGUUUGACUACGCGGCGGUGUGCCACUUUCUGAAGCGCAACGGUAUGAUCUCGAUUCUCCGCGGGCACCAGGUCCCGCUUGACGACGGGUUCGACGUGUUCAAGCCUGGACCGCAGUACGACUUUCCGUCGAUUGUGACUGUGUUUUCCGCGCCCAACUACACCGACGACCACAUGCAGGUGGGCGGGAUGGCAGUGUUCCGCGAUGGCGUGAUGGUGUUGCGGCGGUACCCAUGGAAGCUGCAUCCUGUGUGCUACCCGGUGGGCCACAAGUACGCGUACACGCGGCAUCUGCACUACGAGGACUUUGUACAGUUCCUAGCGCACUUUUAUCCGCAGUGCACCAAAGUCGAACCGCUUUGGGUGCACCUCCGCAAGUCGGGGCGCGUGGCAGAGUUCAUUGCCACGGCCAACGCGCGGAUCGACGACCCGUCGCUGCACGUGUCAGUGGCGGAUUUACAGUAUGCGACCGAGCCGUGGGAGUUUCUGCGGGCGCACAUCACAGACAUGCUGGGCAACUCGGACAAGCCGAUGGUGCGCGACUUGCACAAGCAUAUCAUCCACGACGUGCACGCGUUCUACAACGGAUUCGACUACAUCCGGCACGCGCUCCGGCGCGAGGCCGAGUACGAGCGCAUGCCCGAGACGCUCGAGUCGUCCGACUCGGAGUCGGACAUGUUCUCGGACCUCUCGUCGUGCACCUCGAGCGACGACAUGGACGAGACCGGCGAGUUUUCAUCAUCGUCGUCGCUGAUGGGCUCAGACUUUUGAGUGAGUGAACAUAGAUACAGAAG